AUGCCUAGGAACAGCAGCGACGCCCUGGAGCCCGGGGCUUGUGGGCUAGGCGCCGGGGGCGGGGACGGCGCGUGGGACGGCGAGCUGGGGAACCUCACCCUGCGCUGCUGGCUGCAGCUGCUGUCUCUGGAGUCGGGCGCGGAUCUCCACGGCGACGGGGCGAGCGGGGCCCUGCGGGCCGCCAUCGCGCUGACCUACGCCGCCGUCUGCCUGCUCGGCCUGCUGGGAAACGCGCUGGCCCUGCACCUGCUGCGGUCCCGGCACCGGCACCGCUCGCAGUCCUCCAUCACCCGCCUGGUGAUGGGCCUGGCCGUCACCGACCUGCAGUUCGUGCUGACGCUGCCCUUCUGGGCCGUGGACACGGCGCUGGACUUCCGCUGGCCCUUCGGCCGGCUCAUGUGCAAGAUCGUCGGCACGGUGACGGCCAUGAACAUGUACGCCAGCGUCUUCUUCCUCACCGCCAUGAGCGUGGCGCGCUACUGCGCCCUGGCGUCCGCGCUGAGGGCGCCCAGCCCACGCCGCGCCGCGGGGAGGGCCCGCUGGGCCAGCCUGGGCAUCUGGGUCCUGGCGCUGGCCGCCUCGCUGCCCCACGCCGUGUACUCCACCACCGUGCGGCUGUCGGACGAGGAGCUGUGCCUGGUGCGCUUCCCGGACGCGGGCCGCUGGGACCCGCAGCUGCUGCUGGGGCUGUACCAGACGCAGAAGGUGCUGCUGGGCUUCCUGGCGCCGCUGGCGGUCAUCUGCGUGUGCUACCUGCUGCUGCUGCGCUUCGUCCUGCGGCGGCACGCGGUGGGAGCCCCGGGGCCCGCCGGAGAGCCGGGCUGCCACCGCCGCCGCUCCAAGGUCACGCGCUCGGUGACGGUGGUGGUGCUGUCCUUCUUCCUGUGCUGGCUGCCCAAUCAGGCGCUGACGCUGUGGGGCGUGCUCAUCAAGUUCGACCUGGUGCCCUUCAGCGCGGCGUUCUACAACGCCCAGGCCUACGCCUUCCCGCUGUCCGUCUGCCUGGCGCACACCAACAGCUGCCUGAACCCCGUGCUCUACUGCCUGGUGCGCCAAGAGUUCAGGGCGGGGCUGAAGGAGAUCCUGCUGCGGGCCACGCCCUCCUUCCGUAACCUGGGCAACCUGGCCACCCGCAAGAAGGACGCAGCCCAGCCAGAGCCCGUGCUGGUGCUGGCCUAG
This is a messenger RNA of Conger conger (European conger), 1179 nucleotides long. RefSeq names its product relaxin-3 receptor 1-like. The record is from RefSeq and is a predicted model, not a curated record. The transcript has a single exon. Lineage: Eukaryota; Metazoa; Chordata; Actinopteri; Anguilliformes; Congridae. Gene Ontology annotation, molecular function: G protein-coupled receptor activity. The coding region runs from base 1 to 1179 and encodes 392 amino acids. Gene Ontology annotation, cellular component: membrane. Gene Ontology annotation, biological process: immune response; G protein-coupled receptor signaling pathway.